Lentinula edodes (shiitake mushroom) is the source of this 1134-nucleotide messenger RNA. Its product is annotated as nucleotide-diphospho-sugar transferase. Lineage: Eukaryota; Fungi; Basidiomycota; Agaricomycetes; Agaricales; Omphalotaceae. Bases 1 to 1134 code for a protein of 377 amino acids. The record is from RefSeq and is a predicted model, not a curated record. The transcript has 3 exons. Gene Ontology annotation, cellular component: endoplasmic reticulum membrane.
AUGCUCCUGUGGGGGGUCCUAUUAGUGACAGCUGGUGGCCUCAUCUUUGUGAGUACACUGUUCGAGCUCCCUCCGAAUGAUGAAAAAUUGGCUGUUUCAUCCUUGUUCUUCGAGCUUCGGGCCAUCUUUCAUGAUGUUCGCGUCGAGAUAUACAUGCUGUUGCUCAUUUGGUCCCCGAAACCCAUCGUUACCCGUCAAUCAGAAACAUAUUAUCGCUCGCAUAAAUCUUAUGAUAAACCGCUUCCUCUCACUCGGUUACAAGACCCUGCUACCGUUGACUUAAGCGUGGUCAUUCCAGCAUACAACGAGACUGAACGUCUGCCUAUCAUGUUGGAACAAACUAUCAGUCACUUGACAAGUAUAAAUGAACAGCGGAAAAAACACAACUCAAAGAAUAACAAAAGUUCCAAGGCGAAAUUAUCUUCACCCUCAUCACGACCACGGACAUUCGAAGUGCUGAUUGUUGACGACGGGUCGACUGACGGUACCAGCGAUGCUUCGCUAGCCCUCGCUCGGUCCAAAUACCCAGAUUUUGACAUCAAAGUGGUUAACAUGGAGUUGAAUCAAGGCAAAGGCGCUGCAGUAAGACAUGGAAUGCUGCAUAGUGGGGGCCAACAACUUUUGAUGGUUGACGCUGACGGCGCGAGUCGUUUCCAGGAUCUUGAGCGUCUAUGGGAAGGCAUGGACGAAAUUACCGGCGGAGAUGACGCGGGUGAAGGGGUAGUUGUUGGCAGUCGUGCUCAUAUGGUCAAGACGGAGGCUGUGGUCAAACGAUCCUUUAUUCGUAACAUGCUAAUGCGCUGCCUCCAUACUCUCCUCCUCAUUGUCGGUGUAGGUCACAUCCGGGAUACCCAAUGCGGGUUCAAACUAUUCUCCCGACCUGCCGCUCGUAAAAUGUUUCCAUACCAGCACCUCCCAUCAUGGAUGUUCGAUGUCGAACUGCUAUUACUCGCUAAAGCACAGAAUAUCCCCGUGCGAGAGGUAGAUGUGCAAUGGCAUGAGGUUGGAGGUAGCAAAUUGAACGUCGUGAAAGCAAGUUUAGGGAUGUUGAGGGAUCUAGGAGUGAUCAGAGGUAAUAUGUUAUUGGGGAGGUGGGGUGUCGGGAAAGAAGGUGGAAAGGAGAAGGUUGAGUAG